Messenger RNA from Gavialis gangeticus (Gharial), 1013 nucleotides. It is a transcript of the gene ENDOU, whose product is annotated as endonuclease, poly(U) specific. Lineage: Eukaryota; Metazoa; Chordata; Crocodylia; Gavialidae. Gene Ontology annotation, biological process: immune response. The record is from RefSeq and is a predicted model, not a curated record. The transcript is spliced from 4 exons. Gene Ontology annotation, molecular function: scavenger receptor activity; polysaccharide binding. Bases 373 to 972 code for a protein of 199 amino acids.
CAAGCACGCACACCCAGCGGACACAACUGGCAUCUUGCUGGCCAGCUCUGGAACGGGCACGGCCCGUGUGGACCACAGUCAGGCACAGCUUGCUGGACAGUUGCCUCGGCCAGUUCUUCGAGCACUCUCAGCUGCCGUGGUGUGGACCGAGGGCUGUGUCAUGCAUUAGUCCUGCUUGCUUUGCUGGAGAGGCCUUGAGUGAGAGCCUAGGGGUAGCCUGAAGACCUCAGGGUCCAACCGGCAGAGGGUGGGGGGAAGCAAAGCCCCUUCCUCUGCCGUUUCAGCUGGAGCUGAGGCCCGGAAAAGUUCAGUGACAUCCAGAGAGUCCCGUCACAGCAGGCCCCGAGCCCAGAUGGGCCCUGCUGGCAGCGCAUGCCAACCUCUCACCAAGGCAGUGGUGCCCCACAGAUCCUGGCACCUCCUGGGAGAACUUCCUCCCCUCCAGGACAGAGUGCAAUGAGGCGGGUGCAGAGGGCCGGGCGUGGUGACAGGAAUUACUGGCCUUCAUCAUCUUCCAGGCAGGAUAAUUACCCGGACCAGCCGGGUUGUUGCUACAAGGGCUGCAGGUGCCACACUGCUCCUCCCCACAGCCUCUCCCCUGGGGUGGGGCAGGCGCUCACAUAUACUGGGGCAAGCCGAGGGCACGGCAGUUUCCAGAGCUUCGGGAACUUCAGUGUCUCUGGGACCAUGAGGACCUGGAUCCUUCUCACUGUCGUGGCCAUCACCUGCGGCUGGGUCUCCAGCGCUGCAGAGGCCGAAGAGGAUGCAGAGCAUGAGAGCACCGGCUUGUACACGGCUCCAGACUCUUGCAAGAGACGCUGCCAUGAGCAGUUCAACAAGAGGGACCCCUGCCACUGCAACACCAAGUGUGAGAAGUACCAGAACUGCUGUGAGGAUUAUCACACCUACUGCAGCCAGGAUGGAAAACAGGAGGACAACGAGGCUGUACAUGCUCACAGCUCUGGUGAGUAGCUAACAUCCGGAGCUAAUUGAGGUGUGUGACAGGGCACGGU